Paramuricea clavata is the source of this 6165-nucleotide messenger RNA. Lineage: Eukaryota; Metazoa; Cnidaria; Anthozoa; Malacalcyonacea; Plexauridae. The record is from the annotation of a GenBank genome assembly.
AUGUCUUUUUUUGGCAGUUUGGGGAAAACAAGCCAACCUACUCGCGAAACUGUUGAUACGUCAGGAUUGCCCAACUAUUCGUAUAGUUCUUUACUUGAAAAAGACGAAAUUGGGGAAGGUGGUUUCGCGGUUGUUUUUACCGCGAAGCUGCCGGACAAUGGAGCUAAGAUUGUUGUGAAGAAGCUAUUAGCGUCUGACAAUGAAGCUAGGAAGUCGCUGGUUAAAGAAGCACGACUUCUUAGCAAGUUGCAACAACCGAAUUUUGUCAGGUUUGAAGGAUUUUGUCUGGACAAGUACGCUGUGUUGCUUGAAUAUGUGUAUUUUGAUUUUACGCCAAUCGGAAACGACGGCAUCACUGUGCAUAGCUUAGCCAAUUUCUUGGCAGUUUGCAAACAAUCAGAUUGCCAUGGCAUGCAUUGCUCGAUAUUUAUUCAUUCUUCCUUGGACGUCGCGUUGGGUUUGAAGUAUCUGCACGAGAAAGGGAUUGCCCACCGUGACCUGAAACCUGAAAAUAUAUUGGUGUCUAACCACCAUUACAAUCGUCUCACAGAUACACGAGCAGUCGAAUGCAUGGCUUCCAUUAAGCCACUCAUAUGUAAGCUGACGGACUUUGGUGAAAGUCGAUCAAAAGAAAUCCACACCGAGCAAAUCCUAAAAUCGAAGACCGCACGGGUAAACCGAGGUGAGACCACUUAAUUUAAUAACAAUGUUUGAAUCUUGUCGAUCUAAAGGCCAUGUUAUAGGCCAAUGGAAUUAAAUUAAGGUAUCAGUUUACCAACACCCGCCCGCGUCUACUUUUGACAGCUGCGUGAAAUUUUCAUUAUUUUAUAUUUUCUCAUUAUUUCCAUUUCCCCCAAUCUUUAUAGUGUUUGAUAAAGCUAUUUUAUGCAAUACAUCAAAAUUCACUUAACAGAUGCCUUCGGAAUUGGUUUGAAAUAAGUCCACUGUCCACACGUUCUGGAAGUGUCGGGAAAAGCUCAUGGUUGCGUUCCAAAAGUAUAGUUGUAAACACACCUUUUUUCCACCAUCCCUGAAAUGAAUAAUUAUUUUUCUUAAUUUCGGUAAAUAACCUUCGAAAGUUCAGCUGAUGGCAAACUGAUACCUUGAUAAUUCCGGCCGUUGGCAUAAAUACAGCUGGAACACUACCUUCAGAUUUUAGGGUCAUUGGUAAAGUGAAACCAAAUUUUUUACUCGAAUGACUCCCAAAGCCCCGCGACAUGUGUCUUGACCACUCGGUCGCGUUUUUGCCAUCAUGCCUGGUCAAAACCGAUAGUGGGAAUGAAGAUGCAUAUUUUGCAUAAAUUGCCUCGUGUAACAUGACCUUUAGAGCAAGCAAGUUUAUACGAGGGGCAGGACGGAACGUAUCAUUACAAGUAUAUUUAUUUCAUUUAUUCCGUGUGAUGCCUAUAAAAUCUUUAAAAUUACGAUAUGUUUUAAGUAUACUUGAUUUUGAAUACGUGCAAGUGUCAUAUAAAAAAUUGAUCAAAAUUGCCAAUAUACAAAUUUUGCUGGCCCAUAUCGGUCAACAAAGAAAACUUGCUGAAGCAAUAUGAGAAUUUGCAUGUGGUUAGCCAGCGGAAUCAAUAUUGUGGCCUUUUAUUGCGCGCUCGUAUUGCCAGCUUUACGAAUACAUUGGCAUUGCUGGCUGCUAAUUGUCACAUACUGGGUGUCUAAAAACCGCUAUGGAAAUUCAACAGGCUGUCGUGGAUCAUAAACUUCGCUAACUACAUUUCAAUUUUUACACAGGGCGAAAGAACAGUUAUUUAGCUUAUUACGAAGUCAAACCGGGACCAUUUCGUUUUGGUCAUAGUAUUAUCAUAUGGUAUUAUCUAAAAUAGAUGUUUACAUAAGACCGGGACGAAAAUAACUCAGACCGGUCUCAAGUCAUUCCGCCUGACUUCAGACCGGUGUCCCAGGAAAUUUGCCCCCCCCCCAAAUAAAAAAAUUGCCCCCCUCGAAAACAUAGACAUAGUUUACUUUAUCGCUAUAAACUAGUUUCAUAUCUCGUAUCUCUAAGAAUGGUUCUGAAAUAUUAUCGCUAUAAGGCUAUAUAAGCUCGGAAAUCGUGAAGCUUCUUCUAAAACCAAGAUCCUAAAGGUGUUUGUCAGUAUUUAUAGUUGGUUUGCAUAAUUUUUUUUUUUCGAAAUUCUUCAUUGCGGUCAAGAUCUAAAAGUUUGAAGGAAAGCGUAAUAAUAAUAAUGUGCUAGUGCAGUCACGCCAGACACAUCACACAUGGGUAUUUGUAGAGGACAACGUUAAUGCAUGAUGGCUUAGAUUUAAGCUAAGAACACAAAACGCUUUUAAAGAUAGAAAUAUUACAAGUUAUUUAGAUCUAUAAAUUGAACUAUUAAACAAUCUGAUUGUUCGCAAACUGCCAAGAAAUUGGCUAAGCUAUGCACAGUGAUGCCGUCGUUUCCGAUUGGCGUAAAAUCAAAAUACACAUAUUCAAGCAACACAGCGUACUUGUCCAGACAAACUCCUUCAAACCUGACAACAUUCGGGUGUUGCAACUUGCUAAGAAGUCGUGCUUCUUUAACCAGCGACUUCCUAGCUUCAUUGUCAGACGCUAAUAGCUUCUUCACAACAAUCUUAGCUCCAUUGUCCGGCAGCUUCGCGGUAAAAACAACCGCGAAACCACCUUCCCCAAUUUCGUCUUUUUCAAGUAAAGAACUAUACGAAUAGUUGGGCAAUCCUGACGUAUCAACAGUUUCGCGAGUAGGUUGGCUUGUUUUCCCCAAACUGCCAAAAAAAGAUAUUUGGCUUCGCUUGCCUCACAAACACAACCGUGCUGUGGCAGUUAAAGAUCGAAAGGAAGUUUCAUGUCAAAGUCUAUGUUGACAAAAGCUAUAUCGUAUUACCUUAAAUAGCCGUGCGCAAAUAUACAAAGUGGACAUUGUCACAUUGUCCUGUACUUCGCAAGCUUUGUGCUUUGCAAGAGCAAUUUUCAUAAGAAUUCAUCUUAAUAAGACUCGGCAUUUGGGGAUUAUAUGCAUGUCGCUGAUGCAGACAAUCCCUGUUUUAAAAUUGACCUUUUUAAGCAGAAGUACAGAUAAAAACUAAUGUAACCUAGCGUUUGUAAACAGCCUGUAAACUACUGGUUUCGUAUAUAGUUGGAAACUAAUUGUUUGUGAGUUUAAUACCAAAUCAUAUAUAUUAAUUAAUUGGACAUUUGACAUCGGCAAAGCGGUUUUAUAUCGGAAUCGUGCUGUCACAGUAAUGAGUAUUUCUCUCAACUUUAGUAUUGUUUACAUUUAUAAUUUAAUCAGAUUGAGAAAGAAUGCGCCUCGAUUACAUCCGACGAAACAGUUGGACUUUUGUUAAAAUACGACAUUGGCAAGUACGUUAGUAAAUCUUAUGUAUUAAUAUUUCUUCGUACGAGUUGUUUUAUCGCGUUCAAAUACUCACUCGAUUACGCGAUAUUUGCGCAAAUGAAAUUGGACCCGAGUUUAAGCAGAUGUCUAACGUAUUUAAUUAGAAUUUUCAGCGUUACAAAGGUUCGAAAACCCCCGCAUUUCCACAAUUUAAUAUUUUAUCAUUUUUUCGACAAUUUAUUACGAUUAAUAAUAGUCUUAAUUACAUUUCCUAAAAAACGCGGAUUUGAUCCCCCCCGUCCAUCCGCUUGUCCCCCCCCGUCCGUCCGUCCGUUCGCCAUCCGUCCGUCCGUCCGUCCGUCCGCCAUCCGUCCGUCCGUCCGCCAUCCGUCCGUCCGUCCGUCCGUCCGUCCGCCAUCCGUCCGUCCGUAUCCGCGUUUUAUCCUUACCCGUUUUAGAUGUACGGUUGAACGGACUUCGCCUUCGAUCUUGAGAUCUCCUGUUACUGUUCAUAUCGCGUUCACUUUGGUGAUCUUUCUUUAGGGCAUUUACUUCUGUUGUCAAGCCAUCCGUCGCGUUUGUAAGAGAUUUGGCUUGUUCUAAACUGAUUUCGUUGGCGCGGCAAAUGUCAAUGGCUUUUUGAAGCGUUAAAUCGCUUUCCCGCAAUAGUCUCGCACGUAAUUUAUCGUCAAUUAUUCCACAGACUAUUCGAUCUCGAAUUAACCCGUCGCAAAGGGUACCAAAUUCACAAGACUUAGCUUUCGUGCGCAAAUCUGUCACGUAUUGAUCAAUUGUCUCACCUGCUCUCUGAUUUCGCGUGCUAAAAACGUGCCGUUCGUAAGUUAUAUUCUUUCUUGGAUUACAAUACGCGGCAAACUUUUCCAUUAUUUUAUCUACUUUCAUGGCAUCGCCUUCGCUCGCCCAUGUGAAAGUGUUAUAGACUUCCAACGCAUUUUCUCCUAUCACAUGCAGCAAUGUAGACGCUUGAACUUUUGCAGAUUUUUCGCCGAUUCCACUCGCUACUAAAAACAAAUUGAAUUGUUGUUCCCAUUUUCGCCAGUUUUCAGCUAAGUUGCCUUCUAAAUGUAAGAUAUUUGGGGGUUUCAUGUAUUCCAUCCUGACACCAUGUAAUAUUGUGUUUGUUUAGACACACGCCAUGUUGAGUCUAUCUGUCCUUUAUCUAAUUGUCUCCUGCAUAUAUAUCUAUGUCCAUUACGUCAUAACUACUUAAUGUCAAUCAUCUACUUAUAAAUGUCACACAUACCUCUCACUCACACUUUACUCAAAAUCGGAGCUUCACUUGAGCGUGAGUGGUGUCUUUGAAUAGUUGGAGUGUGAGUGUCGCAUUAUACUAUGUGAGUGUGAGUGGACACUCAUUGAGUGGUGAGUUGUACUCAUUAAGAAUGAGUGUCCACUCAUUGAGUGUGAGUGUGAGUGAGCUUUUAGAAUACAGGCGUUAGGGUUAUUUAUGGAUAAUUUGGGUAAAAAUUGGCAGGAGCCUUAUGGAUAAUUUGGAUAAAUGGAUAAUUUGGUAGCAAUAAUUUGGUAGCUUAUUAGUAUUCUAUUUUGUGGCUAUCAAUCGGAGAAAAAUGUGAGCCGAAACCAUAGAAAUAAUAGACAUAGAAUGCGUGCUCCUAUCUUUUCUCAGUAAAAAUUUUGUCUCCACAAAAUGGCGGAUGUAUAAGGGCAUUUUUGUUUUCACUUUGGACACCGGUUACGUGGCCAAGCACGCAUUUCCACUUAAGAAAAAUUUCCACGAACAAACAAUUUUCCGAAAAUAUAAUUGUUAAAAGGUGAGAAUUUUUUUAUGACGGAAAAUUUGUGUCGGCCAAUCACAUUUUACAAAUUUUUCUUUCCGCGGAAAAUUUUCUUGAGUGGAAAUGGUCCUUAUGAAUAUCUCGCGUUGGGUAUAAAAACACCCACGUUCCAGAAAAUUAUCGUUGUGCAAUUUGUUGAGUGACAAACCUCGUGUGAUAGCUUUACAAAAUAACUGUUGAUAAGCCUGAACAAAGUUUAUUGCGAAUGCUUCUUGUUGGCAAGAUGUGAAUUUUUAUGUGUGUCAUUACAGUCUAAAUUUUAACAAAACAAUUUCCCUUAGGUUUGCUUCGGUGAAGGUCCAGAUGUCGAUCCAGACUCACGUGAUGACGUAGACGUCAUGUGGACCGUUGACGUAGCAGCCGAAUUUGUCGAGCAACAUUUGAUAGGAGUUGAAAACAGACCAAGUAUAGUUGAAUACUGCAUAUAUACAGUAAGUAUAAACCUUCACAGGUACUGGUAGACGGACUGUAAGUUAAAGACCCGAUCCUUAUCAUGAAAUUUCCGAGCAACGGAUACCUCAAAACAAAGGACACCAUUAGUAUAUUAGUAUAAAUAACAAACUACAUGCAUGAAAGCGUUAUCCCACGCAUACAUAUAUGUAGACAUGGAAAUUUGAAAACAUAUACUCAAAAAUCUGGCAAAACACUUGACUAUCACCGUAUCUUGCAAGCUUCUCUCGUGAUUGUCUGUCACUAUACGUCUAGAAAGCGGAAACCUCCAAACAUCGGACAUCAAGCUUUGGUCCCUAUAUAGGUAUUCAUUUAUACAGAGCUUGUACUGUGAUAACUUUAUAUUAUACAUAAGAAGGAGUUUAUAUAUUAAAGGAUUUUGACUAGCUAGAGGUGUGUUACUAAUUAAUUCAGGAAUAGAAGGAAACCGCAUUCCAUUAGAUUAGACUAAAAUCUAAAGCCAAGAAUGUUUUUACAGCCAACACCUGAUGGGACGUGUAUCUUGGACAAACAUCCUCGUUUCAAGAAUAUCAUUGUCGGAGUUGGAUUUUCUGGUUAGUAACUACUAAUUACUUAUAGUUACUCAU